Molecule: messenger RNA, 3397 nt
Organism: Drosophila serrata
Lineage: Eukaryota; Metazoa; Arthropoda; Insecta; Diptera; Drosophilidae
Gene: Pitslre
Product: cyclin dependent kinase 11B pitslre
Biological process (GO): regulation of mitotic cell cycle; protein phosphorylation
Cellular component (GO): nucleus
Molecular function (GO): protein serine/threonine kinase activity; ATP binding
Source: RefSeq, a predicted model, not a curated record
UGCAACAUCGCAGCAGCUGAUGCACCAGCUGUUAAAUUUGUCCGGAAAAGUUGGCAGCCCCAAGCCAAUGCGACGCCAUUUUCCUUUUGCGUGCGCUGUCAAACGCAGUUUUUUUCUCACAUUUUCACCACAAAUCGCAGACUAGGAUUUUUCCUGAAGCAGAAAUACGUGAUACCACCGAAAUACCAAGCAAAAUCCUAAUAGAUGCCGAUUGACCACCUGUCAAACGAUUGAACCCAACGGCAGCGAGGCGAGCGCCGCUUAUAUUCGCUGAAAAUUACGUGAAUCAGCGCAAGGGCACCCGUGAUAUUGGCACUUUAAUUGGCAUAACAUUCGCUCCAUGAUGGUCAAUUCGUCUGGCAGCGAGGACGGACAGCUCCGGAGCCCCAAUGACGGGCAUUAUCACAGCGCUGGCGAAGAUGAGGAACAUGAGGCAGACUCUGAUGCAUUGUAUAUACAGCCUCCGCAGGCAAGCAGGGACUCUGGAUCUGGGUCCAGGCGUGAGAAAAAGAAACAUUCCCGGGAUCGGAGACGGCACAAGGAACGCGACGACGAUAUGGUGGGGGCAGGAGAAGGUCCAGGUGACCAUCGGUACGAUUAUCGGAGCCGAGAGGAACACUACCAUCAGCACCACCACCGUGAAAGGGCCGCUGCUUAUGCAAAACACCACUUGGGACACAGCUAUCAUUACCAGCAGGCACCGCCGCAGCAGCAGCAACCGCUGCCGCCUGCUCCCACCGGUCACUACGCUGUCCACCACCAUCAGCAUCAUCACCAGCAUUUAAGUGGAGGAGCCAGAGGGGCUGCCCGUGGAGGAGGCGAAUAUCAUUCCUAUCCGUCUGGCUAUCACUCAAGCAGUCGGCACGCCGAUUAUCCCAUGGAGGAGCCGCCGCCGCAGCGACGAGGCGGUAAAUACGCUGAGAGCAAGGAUGCGGAAAGCCUGGAGCAGGACCUGCGGUCCAGGCUUCUAAAGAAGCGGCAUAACUGUAAAGACUACGAAACGGAAGAGAACUACGAGCAUCGUGGCGAGAGGGGUGAGCGGAGAGUGGAAGGCGGUCGGAAGGAGCAACGAGAACGGAGCGAACGAAGCAGACAUAAGCAGAGUCGACGCGAAUCCGUAAUAGAGCUGCUGGAUAGUCAACAGGAGCAACACCAGCACCAGCACAAAUCGCAUCGUAGCAAGUGGCGAGAGGAUGUGGAGACGAGCCGGAGAAAGACGCACGAGGAUCCAGAGCUUUUGGCCCGCAGGGAAAAGCUUCUGGCAGCCGAGCGCGAGAGCCGACAGCGGAAGCAGACCGCCCGGGAGGAAUUGGAAGCUCGUCGGGAACUGUUGCGCGAACGGAACGACCACAGUGAUGCACUAAGUCCGACAACAGUGGCUGCCAGCGUAACAGCUGGCUUAAACAUUGUCAAACGGAAGUCCAAGACGGAGGAGAGCUAUGAGCGAAAACUGAAGCACAAGCGGCGAGAGGAGGAGGAGGUUGAGGUCAUACCUGACGAAGAUGACGAUGAGGAGGAUGAAAGCGAGGAGAGCGACUCUAACGGGGAUGAGGAGAGUGCAGAGAGUGCCAGCGAAUCGGGCAGUGAUGACAGCUAUGCCAGCAAGAAAAAGAGCAAGCGAAAAUCCAAGCCGCUGAACGAGAACGACGACGACGAUGACCUGCCUCUGCCCGACAGCCCGCUCAGCGUUGGAGAGCUCUACAAGUCACCCAAGUUGCGCCAGCGUUCGAGAUCAGCCAGCUCCAAACGCAGCAGCUCCCAGUCCAGUCGCAGCAGUCGCUCGAGAUCUCGAUCCCAAAGUCGGAGCAGUCUUGAGGACGAAGACGUGGAGGAUCAACGAGACGGCAAUGCUUCGCCCAGCAGUAGCACACGAAGCGAGGAGCGUGGAAUGGCUCAGCAGCAAUUGGAGGAGAAACCAGAGGAAAAACUCAAGGACAGACCACAGAAGGUGCUUAUUGAGGAACAGCCGCCCUGCGAUGACAAAGGUGUUCCACUCCCCAACUAUUACCCCGGCGUGCAAGGCUGUCGCUCUGUUGAGGAAUUUCAGUGUCUGAAUCGAAUCGAGGAAGGGACCUACGGUGUUGUCUAUCGCGCCAAGGACAAGCGAACCAACGAGAUUGUGGCUCUCAAGCGCCUAAAAAUGGAAAAGGAAAAGGAGGGUUUUCCAAUCACAUCGCUCAGAGAGAUCAACACCCUGCUCAAGGGUCAGCAUCAGAAUAUUGUUACCGUGCGCGAGAUCGUGGUCGGCUCCAACAUGGACAAGAUCUUCAUUGUGAUGGACUAUGUGGAACAUGACCUCAAGUCGCUAAUGGAGACAAUGAAAAACCGAAAGCAGAGUUUCUUCCCAGGCGAGGUGAAGUGCCUGACCCAGCAGCUCCUGCUGGCGGUGGCGCAUCUCCACGACAACUGGAUAUUGCAUCGGGACCUGAAGACCUCCAAUCUCCUGCUCUCCCACAAGGGCAUCCUCAAGGUUGGUGACUUUGGCCUAGCACGAGAAUAUGGCUCGCCGAUCAAGAAGUACACAUCGCUGGUGGUCACACUGUGGUAUCGCGCUCCUGAACUCCUUCUUUGUUCGCCCGUCUACUCUACGCCCAUUGACGUUUGGUCGGUGGGUUGCAUUUUCGCCGAAUUUCUGCAGAUGUUGCCGCUGUUCCCGGGAAAGUCGGAGAUCGAUGAACUGAACAGGAUAUUCAAGGAACUUGGCACACCCAAUGAGAAGAUCUGGCCCGGAUAUACAGAGCUGCCCGCCGUAAAGAAUAUGAUGUCGCAGAACUCACAGUUCACCGAGUAUCCCGUUUCGCAACUGCGCAAGCACUUCCAGGAGAAGACUUCCGAGUUGGGGCUGUCGCUGCUGCAGGGCCUGCUGACCUACGAUCCGAAACAAAGACUGACGGCCGAUGCGGCCCAUAAGCAUGAGUACUUCCAGGAGCUGCCUCUGCCCAUCCAUCCCUCCAUGUUCCCCACCUGGCCGGCAAAGAGCGAGUUGGGUGCACGCAAGGCACAGGCAUCGUCGCCAAAACCGCCGUCCGGUGGUUCGCAAUUCAAGCAAUUGGGCAGGGACGAACCCGUCGCCGUGGGUACGGGUAAUAAGCUCUCAUCCGGCAUUAUUACCGGGAACAAGAAGAGCCAUGGUGCCGGUGGUGGUGGAUCGUCGGCCAGCACCGGAUUCGUACUUAAUGCUGGCCUAACGCAACGCCAACUGGCCAUGGGACCCGGCUUCAGUCUAAAGUUCUGAUUCAGCGGAUUAAGAUCAUGUGUUUUUAGCCAAUUAAGAUUACGAUUACGAAUAAUUGUUAUGUAUAGAUUAGCGAAGUAAGUUGAAAAUUUCGUUUAAUUGUAUGUGUAAAAAUAUUGUUCCAAAUAUCAUUUUAAAAGCCAUACAACAAACCCAUUCAAA